Messenger RNA from Entrophospora candida, 405 nucleotides. The record is from the annotation of a GenBank genome assembly. Lineage: Eukaryota; Fungi; Glomeromycota; Glomeromycetes; Entrophosporales; Entrophosporaceae.
AUGAGUGAUUCAACUAAUAAUAAUAAACAACAAUUGAUUGCAGACUGUGUUUUAUUGGCACUCAGAGAUGUGUUGUAUUUAGCACAAAGCCAGGGUUAUGAUCCUGAAAGUAAAUUUCUAAAAAUAUAUGUUAAAUAUGUAAAAGAAAUUAAUUCUGCUUAUAGUAAAAAUGGAAAAGCUGGAGCCAUUCCAAAAUAUUUCAUCCCAAAUGAGGAUGAGUAUAAUAAAAAGAUUACUAACUAUCCUAAUUACUAUAAAGAUGAACUUCUUGCUAGUCUUUUGAAACUUCUGGAACUUUUCCAUGAAAUAGCUUUAGUACCACCUCCAGCUCCAGUUAAAAAGGAAAAACGCAUUCCAACUAAAGAUGAAUUAGAUGAUUACAUAAAUGGAAUAUUUGGAAAAUAA